Nerophis ophidion (straightnose pipefish) is the source of this 8287-nucleotide messenger RNA. RefSeq names its product transmembrane protein 205. The transcript has 5 exons. The coding region runs from base 248 to 814 and encodes 188 amino acids. The record is from RefSeq and is a predicted model, not a curated record. NCBI's taxonomy places the organism in Eukaryota, Metazoa, Chordata, Actinopteri, Syngnathiformes, Syngnathidae.
CUGAAAAUAUCGAACUCAUCACGCUCGUAUCGGACCACACCCAGUAUCGAGAUGAUUGAUAUCGGCGUCGACCCGCCUACCGCCAGCUCUGGAGUCGUCUCUUCACCGCACACACGCAGGCGCUGCACUGUUUCUAUUCAUGCACUGACACCGCCUUCCGGUUCCUUGGCUUUACCGGCCUUUCCUGUAAGUUCUGUUUCGGGGAGUUGAAGCUGCAGUCGAGGGAGAGAGACCGGCAGGAACAAGCAUGGCCACCGACCGGGACCCUUCUUUCACCGUCAAGCUCGCCCAGCUGCUGCUGCUGUCUACAUACUGGGGCAUGCAGAUCUGGGUCACCUUUAUUUCAAGCUUCGUGAUGGACAACCACCUGAACAGGCACACUUACGGCUUCAUCCAGAGCCGCCUGGUUCCUUUCUACCUGCACUUGGGCUCUGCCUGCGCCUUCUUCAACCUCGCCAUCUACGCCAUCUACCAUCCCAGCGACAUGCUGGACGAAAGGGAGGCCUUCCAGAUCUUCAUCUUCUUCCUGUCGGUCACCAUCGCGGCGGUCAACGCCCAGUGGUUCGGCCAGAUGACGUCGGAGAUCAUGGCCGACAUGCACCUGGUGGAGCAGGCGUGCGGCCUGGGCCAGGACAUCGGCCUGUCGUCCAACCGCGAGGCGUACGCCAAGCUGAGCGAGACGGACGCCAAGUACCGCCACCUGAGCGGGCGCCUGCGGCUCUACCGGCUGCUGUCGUCGCUCUGCAAUGUGUGCUGCAUCGCCUGCAACUUCUACAGCCUCAGCUACAUGGCCGAGAACCUCAGGGCGCUGUGACGCGGACUUUUUUAUCAGGACUUAUUCCCUUUGGGGUCGCGGGGGGCGCUGGUGCCUAUCUCAGCUACAUUCGGGCGCAAGUCGGGGUACACCCUGGACGAGUCGCCACCUCAUCAACACAGAUGGACAGACAACAUUCACACUCACAUUCACACACUAGGGCCAAUUCAGUGUUGCCAAUCAACCUAUCCCCAGGUGCAUGUCUUUGGAAGUGGGAGGAAGCCGGACUACCCGGAGGGAACCCACACAUUCACGGGGAGAACAUGCAAACUCCACACAGAAAGAUCCACUUACCUUUCACUAUUUGAGUAACUUUUGUUCUGCCAUUUGCGUACUGGCGAGAGUCACUUGCCGUCAGGUGCCCAACACCACGUAAAUCGUUGGCCAAUCAAAAAGCAACCCCAUAACGCUAUAGCCAACAUUCACCAGGAGAUGGCGACAGACAACAUAGAAUCACUUUGCUAAGGCUGUAACUUCCUCGUUCUUCUCCUUCGUCCUUGUGUGUGCACUUUUUUAUUAAAAUCCCUAGAUGUUGUAACGUGAUUGGGCAGGCAAGCUGUUUAUAUAACAGGAAAGCGGACGUAAAAACAGGCAGUCCCCACUCAUGUCCGCAUGGAGCUGGAGGGGGUGUGAAUUUCGGGAGAAAAUUUCUUCCGGGAGGUUUUCGGGAGAGGCGCUGAAUUUCGGGAGUCUUCUGGAAAAUCCGGGAGGGUUGGCAAGUAUGGUUUGUAUUAAACAUGCUUCACUGAUUCGAGUAUUUGGCGAGUGCCGUUUUGUCCUACUAAUUUUGGCGGUCCUUGAACUCACCGUAGUUUGUUUACAUGUACAACUUUCUCCGAGUUUCUUAGACGUGAUUUAUGCCGCUUCUUUUUCUGUCUCAUUUUGUCCACGUUGUGCAUGAAUGCACAGAGUUGAGUUUUGUUGAUGUUAUUGACUCAUGUGGAGUGCUAAUCAGACAUAUUUGGUCACUGCAUGACCGCAAGCUAAUCGAUGCUAACAUGCUAAUUAGGCUAGCUGUAUGUACAUAUUGCAUCAUUAUGCCUCAUUUGUAGCUAUAUUUGAGCUCAUUUAGUUUCCUUUAAGUCCUCAUAAUUCAAUUUACAGCUCAUGACACACUAUCUGUAUGUAAUAUGGCUUUUAUUUUUUUGCGGCUCCAGGUGGAUUUGUUUUUCUAUUUUUGGUCCAAUAUGGCUCUUUCAACAUUUUGGGUUGCCGACCCUUGCCUUAGGAAAAAAAAAAGGGGUGCAAUAAAUAUUACGACAGAACGUCCUGCUGAUAACAUUAAAAAUAAAUAGCUCUGAUUAUAGAUUUUUGUCAAAAAUAGGUUAUAGUACCCGCACUGUGCUGUCGGUGGGUCAGGGCGAACAAAUCAAGCGCUCCUUUUCACCUGUAAACAAAAACUGGGAUUUCAAAUGGUCUGUAAAUGUUAAAGUACCAAUGAUUUGUCCAACACACACUCGUGGCGAAAUUAUCCUCUGCAUUUGACCCAUCACCCUUGUUCACCCCCUGGGAGGUGAGGGGAGCAGUGGGCAGCAGCGGUGGCUGCGCCCGGGAAUAAUUUUUCGUGAUUUAACCCCCAAUUCCAUCCCUUUGAUGCUGAGUGCCAAGCAGGGAGGUAAUGGCUCCCAUUUUUAUAGUCUUUAUGUCCCGCGGAGAGGGAAAAAAAAUAAUCAUGCAUCAACACAUCGAACCUUAUCAUCCACCUGGAAUGCCGGCAUCGCUACCACAGUGUUGUGAAAGCCUAAGAAGACGCCAAGCAGAAGCCAACUACAGUCAAAGCGCCAUUAAAAACAUAAAUACAAUUAAGUUAUCGGUCUGAGAAGUUAUCUGUAAUUGUGUCGGCCCGUCCUAAAAAAUAUAUAUUAGCUCAUAGGGUAGGAGCCAAAGUAGCCUGUUUUUAAAAUGGUUGUAUUAUUGCUUGAAUGCCAAAGAAUAUAUUGCGAUACAGAGAUGAUCACAAAAGGCGGUGUCGCAUAUCGCAAUGUGGAUUUUAUCCCAUGUUGCAUAUGUCCAAGUGCACCUUUUUUUUAAUGAAAGCGCUAACACUCGCAACUUUUUUUGGCCCCAUUAGUGAGGUGAGUCACCGGGUGCCUUGUAAAAAAAAAAUGUUUAACCAAGACGACAUAUGAAAACCAAAGGGGAAAAGUUGCUGUAAAAACACGAAUCAUACAAAAAUAUGAUAGUUUAAUCUGUGAAUAACUUUUUGCAAUUGUGGCAUUACUACUCUGCAACCAGCAGGGGCGCUGCAAUAAGUUACAGGAAGGCGAGCUCCGGUCUAUGCACGCCUCACCCAGGUAACUUUGUUUUCAUUUGAAGGGUUUUCAAACACGUUUUCUCCAACGGCGUACGACCGCGACAUGUCUGAUGGUACGCAGCUGCCAUGUUUUGGUGCUAACUUGGUGGGCGGGUGAGGUUGCACAUGAAGCACGGCGAGGACUCAAGGUUUUUUUUUUCUUGAGGUCAUGUGCACCACUCUCCAUGACACUUUGUAAGUGGAGUCCCUUUUAUGGAAGUAUUAUUGUCGCUAGAUUAUUUGCAAAUGUGUAUCUCAACUGGAGUGUGUGUAAUCAAAUUCACACGUGUGUGUGUUCUUGUGUUUCUACCCUUCUUGAGACAUCAACAAGGAAAAGUAGCUUCCAUAUGAGGAGGUGUGAACAAGUUUGGACAUAAAUCAUGCUACCAAUACGGAAAAACAUUGCAUCUAAUAGAGAAUGUCUCAUUUGCACCCCUGCUGGUGAAAUGUAUCAAAAUGAGGGUGGUCCCAAAAAGAAGGGAUUUUUCAAAUUGACUGUGUGUCGGUUUUAAAGGUGCUCCCUCUCUGGUCAACAUAUGAAAUAACAAGUGUGUGUAAAAAUUUGAAAUGCUCCCCCUGUGGCCAACAUAUGAAAUAAGUGUGUGGAAGGAAUUGAAAUGCGCCCCCUCUGGCCAACAUAAAAUAACAAGUGUGAGUGUGUAAAAAUCUGAAGUGCUCCCCCUCUGGCCGACAUCAGAAACAAGUGUGUGGAAGGAAUUGAAAUGCACCCCCUUUGGCCAACAUAUGAAAUAACAAGUGUGUGUGUGUGUAAAAAUCUGAAGUGCUCCCCCUCUGGCCGACAUCAGAAACAACAAGUGUGUGGAAGGAAUUGAAAUGCGCCCCCCUUUGGCCAACAUAUGAAAUAACAAGUGUGUGGAAGGAUGUGAAAUGCUCCCCCUCUGGCCAACAUAUGAAAUAACAAGGGUGUGUAAAAAUUUGAAAUGCUCCCCCUGUGGCCAACAUAUGAAAUAAGUGUGUGGAAGGAAUUGAAAUGCGCCCCCUCUGGCCAACAUACGAAAUAACAAGUUUGUAAAAAAUUUGAAAUGCUCCCCCUCUGGCCGACAUAAAAUAACAAGUGUGAGUGUGUAAAAAUCUGAAGUGCUCCCCCUCUGGCCGACAUCAGAAACAAGUGUGUGGAAGGAAUUGAAAUGCACCCCCUUUGGCCAACAUAUGAAAUAACAAGUGUGUGUGUGUAAAAAUCUGAAGUGCUCCCCCUCUGGCCGACAUCAGAAACAACAAGUGUGUGGAAGGAAUUGAAAUGCGCCCCCCUUUGGCCAACAUAUGAAAUAACAAGUGUGUGGAAGGAUGUGAAAUGCUCCCCCUCUGGCCAACAUAUGAAAUAACAAGGGUGUGGAAGAAAUUGAAAUGCUCCCCCUUUGGCCUACAUAUGAAAUAACAAGUGUGUAACAAUUUGAAAUGCUCCCCCUCCGGCCAACAUAUGAAAUAACAAAUGUGUGGAAGGAAGUGAAAUGUUCCCCUCUGACCAACAUAUGAAAUAAGUGUGUGGAAGAAAUUGAAAUGCUCCCCCUCUGGCCAACAUAUGAAAUAAUAAGUGUGUGGAAGAAAUUUAAAAAUGCUUCCCCUCUGGCCAACAUAUGAAAUAAUAAGAGUGUGGAAGAAAUUGAAAUGUUCCCCCUCUGGCCAACAUAUGAAAUAAUAAGAGUGUGGAAGAAAUUGAAAUGUUCCCCCUCUGGCCAACAUAUGAAAUAAGUGUGUGGAAGGAAAUGAAAUGCUCCCCUUCUGGCCAACAUAUGAAAGAACAAGUGUGUGGAAGGAAGUGAAAUGCGCCCCCCUUUGGCCAACAUAUGAAAUAACAAGUGUGUGGAAGGAAGUGAAAUGCUCCUCCUCUGGCCAACAUAUGAAAUAACAAGUGUGUGGAAGAAAUUGAAAUGCUCCCCCUUUGGCCUAUGUAUGAAAUAACAAGUGUGUAAAAAUUUGAAAAGCUCCCCCUCUGGCCAACAUAUGAAAUAACAAGUGUGUGGAAGGAAGUGAAAUGCGCCCCCUUUGGCCAAAAUUAAUUAAUUUAUUUUUAUUUUUAUAUAGAGACAUAAGGUAAUAACGAAGUAAAUAAACACCAGUUACAAAGAAAACAUUCGGAAACAAUUUAUUAAAUGGUUUAAUUGUUUUGUAUUUGCAUUGUAUGUAUAUAUUAAUGUUGUAAAUACAAAUAUUUUUAUAUCUAGAAAGGCUGGUCCUAAAGAGGUAGGCAUUUUUCAGAGGUCUCAAGAAGGUAAGUAAUACAAGAAUGUGUGUUUUUGGCCCGUAUCAUGAUGUGUCUGUGUAAAACAUAUCUGUCCGUAUUUCGAUUGGGAUGUGUUAAAUUUAAAAAAAUAUAUGUUUGCGUAUUUAGAUGUGUGUGUUUGUGUGUGAAGCAGGAACUCUGUCGGCUGUCUUUUUACACACAACUCUUCUGCAGUUUAAGGAUGUUCUUGUCUGCAGCGACUUGAGCGUGUAAAGUGAUUUGUCUGCUCCUCCCCUUGCCUUUCCUUAUACUCACCACUAGUUGGCGCCUUGCAGUCUUUCUCACUCGCGUUGCCAUUCAAACUUGAAGCCAAGAAAAAUGGACGUUUCAUCACUUGCUGUACAUAAAAAGUUCAUGUUUUAGCAGUAACUCUUUAAUCAGAAGUAUUUUUGUUGUGGUGAUGUAGUGACAUGAAGGCGGAAAUAAUCACGUUUAAGAAGACAGCCGAGGGUUCCUGCUACACACACACAUCUAAGUACACACACACACCAUUUGUUUUCUACACACAAACUCAUAUAUGAACAACUUAACACACACACACAGAUUGCUAUACAGACACUCAUUAGUACACACGUUAAUACACACAUACUUUGCUAUACAGAUACACAUUAGUACACACAUAUUGCUAUACUGACAGUGUACACGCAUUGAUACACAAACACACAUUACUACACACAGAUAGCUAUACAGAUACACAUUAAUACACACACACACAGAUUGCUAUAAAGAUACACAUUAGUACACACACAAAGAUUGAUACACAGACACAAAUUAGUACACACACAGAUUGCUAUACAGAUACAUAUUUGUAUACACAGAUUGAUAUACAGAUACACAUUUGUACACACACAGAGAUUGCUAUACAUGCACACACACACAGAUUGAUAGACACAAAUUAGUACACACACAGAUUGCUAUACAGAUGCACAUUAGUACACAGAUUGCUAUACAGAUACACAUUUGUACACACACAGAGAUUGCUAUACAUGCCCACACACACACACAUACAGAUUGAUACAGACACAAAUUAGUAGACCGAUUGAUACAUAGAUAUAAUAGUACACACACAAAUUGAUUCACAGACACACAUUAGUACACACACAGAUUGAUAUACAUACACACAGAUUGCUAAACAGACACACAUUAGUACACACACACAGAUCGCUAUACAGACACACAUUAGUACACACACACAGAUCGCUAUACAGACACACAGUACACACACACAGAUUGUUAUACAGAUACACAUUAGUACACACACACAGAUUGUUAUACAGACACACAUUAGUACACACACACAGAUUGCUAUACAGACACACAUUAGUACACACACACAGAUCGCUAUACAGACACAUUAGUACACGCACACAGAUUGCUAUACAGACACACAUUAGUAGUACACACACACAGAUUGCUAUACAGACACACAUUAGUACACACACACAGAUCGCUAUACAGACACACAUUAGUAGUACGUACACACACAGAUUGCUAUACAGACACACAUUAGUAGUACACACACACAGAUCGCUAUACAGACACACAGAUUGCUAUAAAGAUACACAUUAGUACACAUAAGAUUGCUAUACACACACACUCACAGAGAUUGAUACAGAGACACCAAUUAGUACACACAGAUUGCUAUACAGAUACACAUUAGUACACACACACACAGAUUGCUAUAGAUACACAUUGGUACACACAUAGAUUGCUAUAAAGAAACACAUUAGUACACACACAAAGAUUGCUAUACACACAGAUUGAUACACAAACACGAAUUAGUACACACACAGAUUGCUAUACAGAUACACAUUAGUACACACACAGAUUGGUAGACACACAUUAGUACACACAGAUUGCUAUACAGAUACACAUUAGUACACACAGAUUGAUACAGACACACAUUACACACACACAUGUUGCUAUACAGAUACACAUUAGUACAAACACAGAUUGAUAGACACACAUUAGUACACACACACAGAUUGAUAUACAGAUACACAUUUCUACUCACACAGAUUGAUACAGACACACAUUAGUAUACACACACAGAGAGAUUGAUACACAGUACACACAGAUUACUGUAGAAACACAGAUUGCGACCCAGACACACAUUAGUAUACACACACACACACACACACAGAUUGCGAUACAGACACACGUUAGGACGCACACACAGAUUGUGAUACAGACACACAUUAGUACACACACACAGAUUGUGAUACAGACACACAUUAGUACACACACACGCAGAUUGCGAUACAGACACAUUAGUACACACACACGCACAGAUUGCGAUACAGACACAUUAGUACACACACACACACACACACAUUGCGAUGCAGACAUACGUUAGUACACACACACACAGAGAUUGCGAUCGACACACGUUGGUACACACACACAGAGAUUGCAAUACAGACACAGGUUAGCACACACACACACACACAGAGAUUGCGAUACAGACACACGUUAGUACACACACACACACAAAUUGAGAUACACUUUUGCAAGUAAUUUUGUUCCAAUAACACUUCCAUACUUAAUGCUGACUCCUCAAGGUGUGUCUGGGACUAUGCUGAUCAACCAAACAAUGCAAUAUUAAUUAGACUUAUGUUUGUAUGUACUUUAUUUAUGAAUGGAAAUGUUUGUGGUUUUUAACUUUUCUUUGGGUGUGGAAAAUAAGAUGAUUGCCUAAAAGUGCAGCUCUUUCAAUGAUCAGUAACAACUCAGGAAAUGAAGAAAUAAGCUUGAACUACAACUUGACAUUAAGCCAGUUCUUUGUCGGCGUGUAAAGAAUAAUUUGAUUUGAUUUUCAAAAGCAAUUCUUUAUUUGGUCUCACUUGUAUUUGUGUUGCUUGUCUAUUUAAAACACGCACAAUAUUGUCAUCAUUGUAAACAUGCUGGAAACAUUAAAAGAAAAAGAAGUACAACCUGA